AUGGGUGCCAGGCUUGGGGCUGCUGCUGCCACCACCCCUGUCACCACCGAGGGGCUGUUUGCUGUGGGAACAGCUUCUCCCACCAUGGUGGAGAGUGAGGGGCCCCAUGACCUGGUGAUGGGCACUGCGGAGGCAAACACUGUGGCAGCCAAUGCUGAGACAGCCGAUAGCAUCCUUGUGGAGAAUCCGUUGAGCCCAUCCUCCCCUCCCGGGCCUGAGCCAGAUGCUUUGGUGACAGCGGUGAGCAACUAUGGCUCUACAGUACCAGCUUUGAUGAAUGUGACCAAGCCUCUUAACACAUCUCAGGAUAUUGAGAGGGGUUCGGCUGCUCCCACUGCAGCCACAACCACUGCCGCCAUCUCUGCACAGCACCCCGCUGUCACCCCAGAAGCAGAGCUUGAUGUAACGGGGCCUGCUCCCGAUGCCGCCCUGGGAUCCACCCCUCUCUUUGCAGAUGUGAAGGAGGACAUCCUCGCGGCUGUGACCAGAGAAGGAGCAGACCUAGACCCCACCGCCAGCGCUGUGUCCCUCCCCACCACCCCUCCACUGGCAGUUUCCUGGGGGGCACAGCCAACUGCUGGCAGCCCCGUGGGUGCUGGUGUCACCGUGCUGCCAAGCCAAGGGCUGACCACAGCCACAGGAGCAGUUGAGGAAGGCAUAACCCUGCCUGUGGAUACGCAAAGUGAAGCCAGUGCCAAUUCCUCAAGCCCCAGCCCCGGCACCGGGGGGCUGCUUACAACCCAGCAGGAUGGGGUGGUGAACAGGGCCAUGGGCAUCACCCCAGAGCCAGUGGGAGAAAAUGCCCCCGCUGUUGAGGAAAGUCCCGCAGCUUUGGUGCAUGGAGACACGGCAGAUGCAGUAAAUGGUGAAUUCAGCACGGUCGGCUCAUCCAGCCUGCCUCUGGAGAGCCCAACAGUGUCAGGAACAGUGGGAAACCCAGGGGAGCCCUCCCUCCUCCAUGGCCAGGCAGUGCUGAGCCCAGCCACUUUGCUGCCGCCGGCCAAUGUUGCAGCUGUGCCCCUCUACGGGUAUGGAGCGAAAGAAAAUGAUCGACAGUACGUGGAAAGGAGGGUGGAUUUUAAUUCUCCACUUUUCAAGCCUGAGACUGGAUUCCCAUUUGGCAAAACCUUGCGCAACUCUCUCUAUUUUACAGACAAUGGACAAAUCAUUUUCCCAGCCUCAGACAACAGCAUCUUCACAUCCCCCAACCCUCCUCCCAGCGGCUUCAAUGGCCACGAGGAGGUUCCCAUGAUCGCCGUGUUUUGGGACAACGCCGACUUCUCCAGAGGUGUUGGCACCACCUUUUACCAGGAGUUCCUCACCCUUAACACGGCCAAGCCUCCAUUCGUGCGUGACGUGGAAGCGAAGGUUCGGCGGUACCUGAGGUCCUCCUACUCCGCAGCCUGGACCCUGAAGAUCACCUGGGAGAAGGCACCUGCCUACGCAGCACGGACUGACACCCGGAGGACGAUCACAUACCAGGCUGUCCUGACCACCGAUGGCUUCAGGUCCUAUGUCCUGAUGCUGUACCAGGAGGGAGGCAUGCAAUGGGAUUACACCAGACUUACCACCACCAAUGUGCUCAUCGGCUACACCAGUGGGGAUGGCUUUUACCGCAAUGAUGACCUGACUCAGAGACCUCCAGCUGCUAAAUAUCGCCCUGAUCAGUUCAGGGGAUACAACACAGACCUCCGUGGGCUGUGGAUUUACAAGCUGGAGAGCCGCGUGAGAGUCAACUACCGGCUGAAGUGCCUGGCGUGGACGGGGCAGCAGCAGGAGCCGCGGGUGUGGAGCCAGGGCCUGCCUGCCUGCCCCUGCUCCCUGCAGCAAGGGCAGCAGGACCCGCGCUUCAAGAGCAGCCGCGGAGGCUGGUGGGCUGCCCGCGUCUCCAUGCUGCACUCUGCAUCCCCCAACCAGCACGGUGCCGGCGUCCGCUGCCUGUACGACAGCCAGAGCCAGCUCAUCGAGGGGCGGCAGGAGAGGUACUGGAGAUCCUCCAGGCAGGCGUCCCCUUACCGUGACCAGGAGCUGAAGUUGUACGACUGGUGCUGUAACCAGGCGGGCAGUGCCCACCUCUGUACCCGCUACAGCGAGAAGAGACCGAAGAUUGGCUGUGAUGGAUACCAGCCACCCAGCAUGGGUUCCUCGGAGGAGCAAGAGAGCGACUCAGAGGAGCAGAAAGGCGCCACUGCCGGAGACCCCGAGAGUGGGCAGCAGGGCUGGCAGCAGCGGCUGGCUCCUCCGUGA
Messenger RNA from Haliaeetus leucocephalus (bald eagle), 2247 nucleotides. Its product is annotated as mucin-4-like. NCBI's taxonomy places the organism in Eukaryota, Metazoa, Chordata, Aves, Accipitriformes, Accipitridae. The transcript has 12 exons. Gene Ontology annotation, biological process: cell-matrix adhesion. Bases 1 to 2247 code for a protein of 748 amino acids. The record is from RefSeq and is a predicted model, not a curated record.